AUGCAUACCAAUAGCGAUAACAACAGCACCCUGAGCAAAGAUGAAUGGCUGCUCGCACUGCAGGUGUUCCUCAACGCCCGCCUGCGCACACCCCCACAGCACAGCAGCACACGUAGUCGCACACACACCGCCGUGCCGCUGCCGCUGCCAAACACACAACAUCUCAUUGAUGGUGUGAUGUGGAGUCUGCGGGAUAACAGGCAGUGGACCGCAGACGCGUGGCUUACCGUGCAGAGUCAUCUGCAGAGCUGUGCACAGCGAUAUGCGCAACUCGCGGAACGUCUCUCCCGACAACAUACACGCGAUCCUCCCGCUACUACUGCCGCCGCUGAAGGAUCCACGGCGGGCGUAGCGGCUGAAAUGAUGGAGUCUGAGCGGCUGUACGCCUGCCAUGCGUGCGUGCAGGACAUUUACAUUUCCUUCUGCGUGGUGGAUGCGUUUCUGCGGCACACCGGCGGGGCGGCGCGGGAGGCAGCGGAGGUCGAACUCCCACGACUCGUCGCCGCGUACUUCCCGAUUUGGGAAUCCCCAUCUCAACAACCCCCAGCACUGCAGGAUGCGGUGGAGGAGUACCGACUGCGGCUGCUGGAUCUCUUGCGCUCGUGGAGUGUGACUCGGCUUCUACGUGCAGAUACACACAGGCGUAUUGAGGAACAUCUGCGACACAAGUUGAAGUCUAUUCGCGAGAGUCUUGAGAAGAAUGAGGAAGAUGGCAGUAAUGAUAAAAGAGAGGAACAAAAUAGACGUUCCAUCACAGCUGGACUUCGAGUUCUUUUGGCGAGUGCUGAUGCAUCUAAGCCGUCAUUUACUAGAUCAUUUAAAUCAUCUUCUUCAUCAGCCGUAUUGGCUUCUUCCAAUGUUGAUAUUGUACGCACAACAAUUUCAAGUUUCCUAUCCGCUAUAUUUCCUUCUCACCGAUCAGAAGCUGGUAAACAUCGUUGUGGUCACUGUGGAGCGAUAUUUAAAAGUAUUGCUGCAAAGAAUACGCAUUACCGAUAUCAUUUCUAUAACCGUAGCUAUCAAACAGAGGAGAAAAUUGUGAGACUCCUAUAUCCUAGUGUUAAUGAUUAUAUUGAACAUCAGGUGGACUAUAGAGAGACAGGAAAUUUUGUUCGAACAUCAGAAAACAUGCUGGAUGUAUUUCGUAUUCCUGAAAAAGGUACUGUUCGUGUACGGAAAGAGAAGCAACAGCAACAGAAAGAAGAAGAUAAAGUAAGAAAAAAGACAAAACUUUCAUAG
Messenger RNA from Trypanosoma theileri, 1239 nucleotides. RefSeq lists its product as uncharacterized. The transcript has a single exon. The record is from RefSeq and is a predicted model, not a curated record. Lineage: Eukaryota; Euglenozoa; Kinetoplastea; Trypanosomatida; Trypanosomatidae. Bases 1 to 1239 code for a protein of 412 amino acids.